Recurvomyces mirabilis is the source of this 1038-nucleotide messenger RNA. RefSeq lists its product as uncharacterized. Gene Ontology annotation, cellular component: membrane. The transcript has 2 exons. NCBI's taxonomy places the organism in Eukaryota, Fungi, Ascomycota, Dothideomycetes, Mycosphaerellales, Teratosphaeriaceae. The record is from RefSeq and is a predicted model, not a curated record. The coding region runs from base 1 to 1038 and encodes 345 amino acids.
AUGACUGCCCUCACAUGGAACGAAGCUCUCUCUGGGGUCACGGGAUCGAUAAGCCUGGCAUCAUGGAUCUUCCUCUUAGUGCCACAACUCGUGGAGAACUACACGGCUGGCAGCGCGGACGGUAUCAGUCUCACCUUCCUCUUCAUUUGGUUCAUCGGGGACAUUACAAACCUCGCGGGGGCCAUCUGGGCCAGACUUGUUCCCACCGUCACGGCUCUGGCUAUCUACUUCUGCUUUGCGGACGCGAUCCUAAUUGGGCAGUGUCUCUAUUACAACGCGCUGAAUAGACGGAAGGAAGGCGCGAAGGAGGACUUACGGGCGGCGAACGAGCAGACGGCGUUACUGAACGAGAAUGGGGAUGGGAAUGGGCACGUGACGGCUUCGAAGGUUGCGCCGAAGGAACAGCAUAGUUUGAACGAUAUACGAGAGGACAAUCUGGGCUUGCCGGGGAGUAGGAGACGAAGCAGUGCGACUUCCUCGCAUAAACAGACACUUCAGCGCACGCGGACUACGAGCUCCGGCGCAGGCGAUUUGGCCGCUAUCAUGGAAGCUCCUGCCUCUUCUGCCUCGCCUUCCCAAACAAGGGCUUAUGCGAAGAACGCUCUUUCCGUGAUUAUGAUCCUGGUUGUAGGAACAGCAGGAUGGGCCAUUGCGUGGCAGACGGGCGCAUGGCAGCCGACUCCCAUAGGACGCGAGGAUGGUGAUAGCGAACCUACACCACUCGGAGCAGAGAUCCUCGGCUAUAUUAGCGCGGUAUGCUAUCUCGGUGCUCGUAUACCUCAGAUCGUCAAGAACCAGCGGGAGAGGAGCUGUGAUGGGCUGAGUCUGCUAUUCGUCAUCUUGUCCCUCUUAGGUAAUGCCACCUAUGGGAUGGGCAUCUUGUUUCACAGCGUGGAGAGGGAGUACAUUAUUACUAAUCUGCCGUGGCUUAUUGGCUCGAUUGGGACGAUGGGUGAGGAUGCCCUAAUUUUUGUCCAGUUCAGGAUGUUUGGGGAGAAGAAGGUGGUGGAGGAGGGUGAGGGCAGUGCGGUGGAGUGA